AUGAAGAGUGGUGACUUGUCCAGCCUACCAUCUGUCCUCGGCUCGCUUGCUUCCCUCACCCACCUGUCAGUCACCUCACCCACCUGUCAGUCACCUCACCCACCUGUCAGUCACCUCACCUACCUGUCAGUCAACUCACCUACCUGUCAGUCACCUCACCCACCUGUCAGUCACCUCACCCACCUGUCAGUCACCUCACCUACCUGUCAGUCACCUCACCUACCUGUCAGUCACCUCACCCACCUGUCAGUCACCUCACCCACCUGUCAGUCACCUCACCUACCUCCCCCUUCACCUUUCCCUCCUGCUCUAUCCAUCAGUCCCCUCUUCCCCUCGUCCCUUCCUCCUGUUUUGAGUCGACUGAAGACACCCUCUCGCCCGCCCUCCAUCCCAUCUCGUCUCACAGGCACAUCGAGUCAGCAAUCAACAGUGGAAGCAUCCCUUCCUUCUUCAGCGGACACCCUUACCUCCCCCCAUCCCUCCCUCCCUUCUCUUCUCACAGACACAUCGGAUCAGCAGUCAGCAGUGGCAGCGUCCCUUCCUCCUGUUUUGAGUCGACUCAAAACACCCUCUCUCCCUCUUUCAGAUAUGACAGGAAACGUGUCCCUCCAUCUCUUCUCGCCUCACAGGCACAUCGAGUCAGCAGUCAGCGGUGGCAGCGUCCCUCUCUCCUGUUUUGGGUCCAGUCAAAACACCCUCUCUCCCGCCCUCCCUCCCUUCUCUUCUCACAGCCAUGUCGAAUCAGCAGUCAGUGGCGGCAGUAUCCCGACCUCCUUCAGCCGACUCAAGAAGCUGCGUCACUUGUAG
Molecule: messenger RNA, 807 nt
Organism: Closterium sp. Naga37s-1
Lineage: Eukaryota; Viridiplantae; Streptophyta; Zygnematophyceae; Desmidiales; Closteriaceae
Source: the annotation of a GenBank genome assembly